AUGUUCAGGAAAUCCUAUCGGAAAGCUUAAGCUUAAGAAGAUCUAAAGCAGGAACUUUAGGAAAAGAUGAUGACUAGCAAAGAAUUAGGUUUGUUUAUUAAUAAUCAAAGAAAUGUUAUCAGUUAAUUAAAAGACAAAAUAGAAUAAACUAGAAAAGAAUAAGUAUUGCUUGGAUUAGUAAGCACCGAUCCUAAUCAAGUAAGCACAGAGGAAGAGAAACUGAUUGCUGAAUAUAACAAAUAGAAGGACACAUACAAAUAAUCAUUUGAUAAAUAUGAAGUAAUUGAAGGCAGAAGUAGAGAGAAUGAGCACAUAGUUGAAGCACAGCCGAGAGAAAAUGCAACAGGACUUUGA
This is a messenger RNA of Paramecium tetraurelia, 354 nucleotides long. RefSeq lists its product as uncharacterized. The record is from RefSeq and is a predicted model, not a curated record. Lineage: Eukaryota; Ciliophora; Oligohymenophorea; Peniculida; Parameciidae. The transcript has 2 exons.